AUGAUGAGAAAAAUGCGCACUCGUCACUUCCAUGCUCUCUUCAACGUUCUCACUGAAAAAUUCAUAAACCAAACUAUCACAACUUUUGUUCGUGCUGCUUUUAAAGCGGUAAAAUCAGGUGAGCAUCCAGCGUUACCGCCUUGUCCACAAGGAUGUGAGAAGUCAGCAGGAUAUUUGAUACUUUGGACAUCAAUAUCAGCUUCACUGGUUGUGAUCUUCACGUUUAUGAAGAUGAUAGGGUCAGUCGUUUUGGACUGGAGAGAUUCGCAGUAUGCUGUAGAACAAGAAAUGAAAGCAAUCCAAACAUUGAAAGAGAAAUAA
Messenger RNA from Thelazia callipaeda (thelaziosis nematode), 321 nucleotides. NCBI's taxonomy places the organism in Eukaryota, Metazoa, Nematoda, Chromadorea, Rhabditida, Thelaziidae. The record is from the annotation of a GenBank genome assembly.